UGGUAUGGUCCAUUACUAGGCCUUGUAAUUCAGGGAGUGUUUUUCUGUAGAUAAUAAGACAAACUUUUACUGUAGCUUGUGGUAUAUCCGUGACUUUAGCGAUAUAGUUGUCAACACUCAUCUGAGAACGUUAACGUUAUUUUCAUACGUAAGAUAUUUACCCUUUGGAUCAUUCCCAAAGGAAAAUAUAUAAGUUUGUAGAGUCCGUUUGUGGGUAACGAUAGUUAACUGCAAGUGGUGUUCGAAUUCUAGCUAGAGAGCUUAUGAUGCCUACGUUGCGGGACAGCACCAUGUCCCACCCUGGCGAGAAUCCUCACCAAGUCCGGGUAAAAGCCUACUACAAAGGGGAUAUCAUGAUCACACACUUCGAGCCCUCCAUUUCCUACGAGGGGCUCAACAACGAGGUGCGAGACAUGUGCACCAUGGACAACGACGCGCUCUUCACAAUGAAGUGGAUCGACGAGGAAGGGGACCCGUGCACUGUGUCAUCUCAGCUGGAGCUGGAGGAAGCCCUGCGUCUCUACGAGCUCAACAAAGACUCCGAGCUGAUUAUUCACGUGUUUCCCUGUAUUCCUGAGAAGCCUGGCAUGCCUUGCCCUGGAGAAGACAAGUCCAUAUACCGGCGUGGGGCCCGCCGCUGGAGGAAGCUCUACUAUGCCAACGGACACGCCUUCCAGGCCAAACGCUUCAAUCGGCGGGCACACUGCGCCAUCUGCACAGACCGCAUCUGGGGCCUGGGCCGACAGGGCUACAAGUGUGUCAACUGCAAGCUACUGGUCCACAAGAAGUGCCACAAGAUGGUGACGGUGGAGUGCGGCAGGCAGAUGAUCCAGGAGCCCAUCAUGCCUCCAAUGGAUCAGGUCUCAGCCCCCUCAGACCAUCCCAAACCAGUCCAUCCACACAAAUACUCCAACGAAAGCCUGAAUCAUGACGGGGAGGAGAAAGAGGCAAUGAGCAGGGAUGCGGGGAAGAGCACGUCCAGUCUGGGUCUGAUAGACUUUGACCUGCUGCGCGUGAUUGGUCGGGGCAGCUACGCCAAAGUGCUGCUAGUGCGGCUAAAGAAGACGGAACGCAUAUACGCCAUGAAGGUGGUGAAGAAGGAGCUGGUCAACGACGAUGAGGACAUUGACUGGGUCCAGACAGAGAAGCAUGUCUUUGAACAGGCCUCCAACCACCCCUUUCUCGUGGGACUGCAUUCUUGUUUCCAGACGGAGAGCAGGCUCUUCUUCGUGAUUGAGUACGUGAACGGCGGUGACCUGAUGUUCCACAUGCAGCGGCAGCGCAAACUCCCUGAGGAGCACGCCAGAUUUUACUCAGCAGAAAUCAGCCUGGCCUUAAAUUACCUCCACGAGCGUGGCAUCAUCUACAGAGACCUGAAACUUGACAACGUGCUGCUAGAGUCUGAGGGACACAUCAAACUCACUGACUACGGCAUGUGCAAGGAGGGGUUGAGGCCAGGAGACACGACCAGCACCUUCUGUGGGACCCCCAACUACAUCGCCCCUGAAAUCUUAAGGGGAGAAGACUACGGCUUCAGUGUAGACUGGUGGGCUCUUGGAGUUCUCAUGUUUGAAAUGAUGGCUGGAAGGUCACCUUUUGAUAUUGUGGGCAGCUCGGACAACCCCGAUCAAAACACAGAAGACUAUCUUUUCCAAGUUAUAUUGGAGAAACAGAUCCGUAUCCCUCGCUCGUUAUCGGUCAAGGCGGCCAGCGUCCUAAAAGGCUUCCUGAACAAGGAUCCCAAGGAGCGCCUAGGCUGCCACCCUCAGACGGGCUUUGCUGACAUCAUGGGCCACCCCUUCUUCAGAAACGUGGACUGGGACCUUAUGGAGCAGAAACAAGUAGUGCCACCAUUUAAGCCCAACAUUUCUGGCGAGUUCGGACUGGAUAACUUUGAUGUCCAGUUCACCAAUGAGCCCAUUCAGCUAACUCCAGAUGAUGAUGACGCUGUAAAGAAAAUUGACCAGUCUGAGUUUGAGGGCUUCGAGUAUAUCAACCCUCUCCUGAUGUCGGCCGAAGAGUGCGUGUGAGCGCCUGUAAACGCCGCUCUCGGCUGCCCGGUUGCCUUUCGUUCAACACUGCAUGGUUAAAUGUGCACCGACAUACCUGCGAACACGCGUACAAACACUAAACCAAACAAAACCCAGAUGAUCUUCAUCCUACUGCUGACGGAGCCGCUGUGUGCUCCAAGACGCUAAUUGCCAAACCAAUCUCACUCUGCCAUUUAUAACCACUAGUCCUUAAGUCUACUCUUUGUUUUUUUUUGUUUUUGUCUGUCUCUUAAUUAUUUUUGUAUCAUGUAAAGCCGCACUGAUAUCAGCGUAUUUAUCGGUGCCAUCUCUCAAGGGCCGUCUGUGGGCUAAAGGUCAGUGGUGACGAGGGGUAGACAGGAGGAAGCACAGUUGUCUCUUCCCCGGCUCCCGUACCGCUGGUGUGAUGACGAAGAUUUUAUGUGUACAUAUCUGUAAGAAAGCGAGUGAACAUAUAGUGAAGUUGGCAGGGCCCUUUAAAUAAAAUACUAAGAGUAACACUGUUCAUGAGGGGCAUGUUUUGAACACUCUUAAUUACCUCUUCUACAACCACGACUGCUUCGCGCAGGGGGGAAAUGCAAAAAAAACAACAACACUAGCCUUUGUUUACGCUUAACCUUCUCUGUCAUUUUCUUUUUGUCCCCUCCCUCAGCCUAUUUAAUGAGAGAGCGGUAUGGAAAAAUGUACAAAGUGUUUUUAUAAAGCCAGGCUUCCUGUCCGUGCCAGAGAGAGGGGGAGCCCCUGUAUGGUCUGUUAGCAGAUGUAGUGAAGACAGGGGGGGCCACUUCUGAGCCCAGCCACCUGGUGGGAGGGAAGUACAUUAAAAGCCCAGGAACAUUAACAAUAAUGUAAAUACUGACAAACUGUGAAUGGAGAGAUUUUUCUGAAAAGAAAGGGGAGGGGAGGAAAGAGGAGUGUGCUGUGAUGCAGGCCCCCACCCCCACCCCUAAACUAUGACAGAAAAAGACCAUCCAUGCAACGUUACCUUUUACACAGGACCAAAAAAAGAAAAUAUCUAAUGCUAGGAAAGAACAGGACGUCCUUGGUGGUACUCUUGGUAGAUGUAAACUGUAGAACGUUGUGCCGUUUCAAGAUUAAUCAUAGAGAUCCUUGAAAAUUUUUUUUUUAAUAUUUUAAUUCUUUGUAUUGCCUUUCUGAUAUUGUUUUUUUUGGUUGCUCUGUUCUUUCUAUGUUUUAUUUUUGUAUGAUCACCACUAUUGGUCUAUUGAUAUUUUUUUUUAUUUUUUUUGUCAUUGUUCCUUUAAAUUACUGUUAAAUAACUGAAGAAAAGAAAGCUAUUGAAGAUGUUUGUUCUCGACACAACACCCAUGUCAGAUGUGCGCUUUCUUCUGGGACAUCUCUUGCCCCGACCCCCGACCUAUACACACACCCUUCCUCACACACCCUUUCCAACACCCUUCUCUCACACUGAUCCCCACCCCUCUCUGUUACACUCACCUGACACGAUGCUUUGGAUUUGUUGUUUUUGUUUUUAAACAACCUAUAUGUUUUUUUUUAUUUUUUUUUUUAUCUAAAUGAUAAUGAGCUGACCUUACAAUUUCAGCAGGCCUUUAAAAGAUCAAUGACCAAACACUGGUAGACGUACCGAUCUGUGGAGACGCUCACAUGCACACACAAAUACACACUCCCUCCCUCAUUCCACGCCGGGCUGGCGUUCACACGCCUGUAUAUGCUCACGCUGGUUCCCCAGUGCGACGGACUCAUUGGCACCCUUGUGUUAGAAAUGAUUCGAUUAUUCAGAGCCCUUCUGACAUUCCUGGAGUGAUUGGUGCACCAGCCAGCAACUGUGGGCAUAAAACAAAGUAUUAGGAGAGGAUGGUGGUAAUACACAAAACUCACAAAUGCCAUUUGCUUUUUUUUUUCAUUUGUCUGUCUUCAGGUGAAGCACUCUGUGAAAAGCACAUUACUGACUUUAAAACUUUAUGAAUUUAUUUUACCUAUCAAGAUUUAGUUGAAGCAUUUAAGUGAAAAAUCCUGUUCAAUCAUGGGAAAGAGUUUGUGCAAAAAUGGUUGAGAGCUAAAGGUUACUGAAAACUUUGUGUUGAGAUGAUGUCUACAGAUGACUACGCCACCACUUCAAUGUCCUAUUUUGUUAUUCAGUGAAAUGUCUGUCUGAAGCAGAAAUGAUAUUCAAAAUAAAAAAGAAGACUACU
This is a messenger RNA of Clupea harengus (Atlantic herring), 4204 nucleotides long. It is a transcript of the gene prkci, whose product is annotated as protein kinase C, iota. The record is from RefSeq and is a predicted model, not a curated record. Gene Ontology annotation, molecular function: protein serine/threonine kinase activity; protein binding; ATP binding. Lineage: Eukaryota; Metazoa; Chordata; Actinopteri; Clupeiformes; Clupeidae. Gene Ontology annotation, biological process: protein phosphorylation.